Messenger RNA from Chenopodium quinoa (quinoa), 2327 nucleotides. Its product is annotated as protein SHORT INTERNODES-like. The record is from RefSeq and is a predicted model, not a curated record. Lineage: Eukaryota; Viridiplantae; Streptophyta; Magnoliopsida; Caryophyllales; Amaranthaceae. Gene Ontology annotation, cellular component: nucleus. The transcript has 2 exons. Gene Ontology annotation, molecular function: DNA binding; DNA-binding transcription factor activity. The coding region runs from base 959 to 1906 and encodes 315 amino acids. Gene Ontology annotation, biological process: positive regulation of DNA-templated transcription.
CACUGUAGAUCAUAUAUUAGCACAAAACAAUUUGCAGCAUGAGAAAUGAAGUUAUUGAUGAAUAGAACAAGUAUCUAAGUAAAAUUAAAAAUGAUGGUAGGAAAAUUGAUACUGGUAUAAAAAGAAGGGUGAGAUAAGUACUGUGAUAUUAAAGGUAAGGUGGCAGUUAAUUGGAGGAAGAGGUAAGGAAAGAAAAAGCAGGUUGACAAGACACGUGGAAGAAGGAAGACCGUCAGAUGAAAGCAUGCAAAUAGUAGCCGGAUAUUGAGAUGAGGGCAAUAACAGUAUUCCGUAAGAAAGAAAGAGGGAAUUGCUUGGAAUUGGAAACACCAAACAUCCACAUUUGUUUUUAAAAUGAAUCAAGAAACAAACAAAUAAAAUCCAAAGAAUUGUACUGUACUAUUUGUUGAUUAUAAUAAAAGGGUAAUUAUAAAUGAUAUGAUCAGCUUUAAGAAGAGAGAGAGAAAUAAAGAGAGUAGCAGAGUACUAUAGUGCAGCAGUAGUAGUAAUACUCCAAAGAAAGAGAAAGAGAAAGAGGAGAGAUACUCUAGAGUAAAAAUUGUUGUUGGGAAGGGAAGGUGUCUAAUUCUAUGGCGGCGUAGCAGAGCUGUCUCAAUAAAAAAAAAUGUCUCAUCUUUCUUCUUAAAUGUUUCCUGAUUAGCGCUGCUUCUCUUCUGACUUUCUUUCUCCUUCCAUUUACUUAACCUAUUCUAUUCCUUCUUACUUUCUUUCUUUUUUUUUUUUUUUUUCUUUUACACCCUCAUAAACAAACAAACACCCACUGUUAACCAAACAAGCAUCCAAAUCCACCCCUUUGUUUUAGGGUAAACAUAAUUUUCACUAAACAGUGAUCUGCCCUUGAUAAUUUUUUUUUAUUUAUAAAAAUAAGCUUGUAUUGAUAUUUGAAAGAGGUUAUGGAGAGUUUUGUUGAGAAAUUGAGGGUAGGGGAGACCAAAUUAUGGCUGAAUAUUUCUCACUAGGGACUGGAGGAAACAACAACAAAAACAUAAAUUACAGGAAUGAGCAAAUCCCUAAUAAUAAUAAUAAUUACCAGCAGCAUGAAAAUAAAUUAUCAACAGAAGAGCUGUGGCAACACCUUCCUUGCUCGGAAUUAAGGAUCGCACCGACGGAAGAUGGUGGAGAUGAGACAACGAGAUCUGGUUUAAUGAUGAUGAGAAUGAGUAGUACCAGUGGUGCCGCUAAUAUUAGCUGCCAAGACUGCGGCAACCAAGCUAAGAAAGAUUGUGUCUAUAUGAGAUGUAGGACCUGUUGCAAAAGCCGUGGAUUUGAUUGUGCUACUCAUGUCAAGAGUACCUGGGUCCCCGCUACUGUUCGCCGGGAACGCCACCAGAAACUUCUCCAGCAACACCCUCAGCAGCAGCAAGACCAACAACAGCAACAACACUUGAGAGGUGCGAAUAACCCAAAGAGGAGAAGAGAGAAUUCUUCUACCUCUUUUUUUUGCACCCAAUUGCCCAUCACUACUACUACUAAUACUAACACCGCCUCUUUUUCAGCAGGUAUGGAAGUUGGAAAUUUCCCGACAGAAGUGAACUCGUCGGCGGUGUUCCGGUGCGUAAGGGUGAGCUCAGUGGACGAAACGGAUGAUGAGUAUGCAUAUCAAACGGCAGUAAACAUUGGAGGACAUGUAUUCAAAGGGAUUCUGUAUGAUCACGGAGUUGAUCAUUCUCACCAAGUUAAUACUCCAAGCCCCAACUAUGGUGCUGCUGAAACCUCUUCCGGAGCUAACCUUGCUGCUUCCAUGGGUGUUCCCGCUUCUAUCUCGGCUAUGCCUACUUCAUCUUCUUCGCCUCCAGUCGGGUAUUUAGACCCGUCUUACUACCCGCUUCCUCUCAACACUUACUUGGGUCCGGGUACGCCAUUCUUCCCCAACCCAAGACCUUAGAAUAUUAAUCUAAGCUGCCCAAAUAAACAUACAACUAUAUGCAAUAUUAUAUGGACUUUUCUUAUGUUUCUUGCUAUUAAAUCAUUAGCUUCCUUUCUUUCCGCUCUCUACUCACUCAUACAUUGGUGAAAUCCGGUGAUGAUCUUAGUUUUAUUGGGAAUUGUUUUUGGUAAAGAUAAAUUGAAUAGGUAAAGCCUAGAGCAAGGGAAGAAGAAUACAUGAUAUGAUAUGGGUUGUUAUUAUAUUUAUCAAGGUUUAUUUUGUUUUUGUAUGUCAAUGUCAUCCAUUUAGAAUAUCAUCUAUUUUUAAUUUGUUAUUGUUAUAAAUAAAAGCAUGUAAUUGUAUCAUUCUUGCUCUGUAACAACUCUCUAUUGAAUACAUAUAUAGUUAGGCAAGUAGCUAGGAUGGUUGAUAAGUCUUA